AUGAGGAGUUUGAGAUAUGAGAGUAGGGAAUCCACCUCUCCCCUCCUCCGCCUCUUCCCCCCCUCCGCCUCUUCCCCCCCUCCGCCUCCCCCCCCCCUCUGCCUCUCACCCCAUCCGCCUCUUCCCCUUCUCCGCCUCUCCCCCCCUCCGCCUCUCCCCCCAUCCGCCUCUCCCCCCCUCCGCCUCCCCCCCCUCCACCUCUCCGCCCCUCCGCCUCUCUGCCUCUCCGUCUCUCCGCCUACCACUCACCCGUCCUCCCAAUGCAAGUAA
Messenger RNA from Closterium sp. Yama58-4, 270 nucleotides. NCBI's taxonomy places the organism in Eukaryota, Viridiplantae, Streptophyta, Zygnematophyceae, Desmidiales, Closteriaceae. The record is from the annotation of a GenBank genome assembly.